Amaranthus tricolor (Joseph's coat) is the source of this 1918-nucleotide messenger RNA. RefSeq lists its product as uncharacterized. Lineage: Eukaryota; Viridiplantae; Streptophyta; Magnoliopsida; Caryophyllales; Amaranthaceae. The transcript has 5 exons. The record is from RefSeq and is a predicted model, not a curated record. The coding region runs from base 76 to 1611 and encodes 511 amino acids.
CCUACAAAACCCAAAAACAUGCACUAAACACAAAGCUACAAAAAGUGCACACAAAAUAACACUAACCCAUAAAAAAUGACCACAGUAAGAAGGCCAAAAUGGCACCCACAACCACCACCAACACCAAAAAUCAUCCACCUUCCACGACGGAUCUCUCGCCGGAAAACACCCACAAAAAUCGGCUUCAUAAAAUCAAAUUCAAACUCAAACCCAUUUCUAAGAAGGCCUCAAACAGGUAAAUUAGAGAGUUUAUUUGAUCAAGAAAGGGCCUUUUCUUACACCAUUCCUCCAGUGGUUCUUUUGAACUCAGUUCAAAGAGGUAAAGCUGAAAAUGUGCCUGAAAAUGAAGAAGAAAAAUGGAGGUUUCAAGCUGAAAUGUUAAGAGCAGAAUGUAAUUUCUUGAGGAUGGAAAAAGAAUUUGUUCAUAAGAAAUUUGAAAAAGAAAGGGUGUUUCUUGAAAAAAGUUUGAAGUCUGCCGUUCAUACUCUUCUCUCUGGAAAGAAGAAAAUUCAUGAGGGUGAAAGCACAAAUUUAGUGCUAGAAAAAGAGAUUGAAGAGCUAACAUAUAAGCUUGUAGAGUUGCAAAUAAGCUCUAGGAUGAAAAACCCUGAAGCAUAUAGCUGCAGUAACUUUGAUAAACAAGCAUCUUUACUUCAGAAAAAACUCGAAAAAUAUAAUGAAGUGCAGGAUGAUUGUUGUGUUAAGGAAAUACCAGAAGUAUCAACAGUUAGCCUUCCUGUCAAUUGUGUAAGAGAUGCAAAGAUCUUAUGUCAAAGUUCCAGUCGUCGGUCCAGCAGGUUUACUGAUGUGGAGACUUUGAGAAAGAAAAUGGAGAGAUUAUCCAAAGGAAAGUUACUAAAGAGAAUGGAAGAAGAGUAUGGAUACAUGCUAUCUGCUACUGCUAACUAUUCCGUAUCCAGCUCUGCUUCUACUUCCAAGAGAUAUGAUCAUGCUGAAUCAUCUUCCUACUCAUUCCAAAAAUCUUCACAGGAGGCGAAAUCAGGGGAAUUGAAACCAUGCUCAGGACGUUGUAAAGCUAUAGUAAGAAGGAUAAUAGGGCAAGUAAAAGCCGAGACAGAGCAAUGGUCUCAAAUGCAAAAGAUGCUAAGCCAGGUUCGGGAGGAGAUGGAAGAAUUGCAAGCUUCUCGCGAUUUCUGGGAAGCCCAAGCUCUUGAAUCUGAGCAGAAAAUCCAAACCAUGACUUCCGAUGUGGAGGAAUGGAAGAAAAAGACACUUUCUCUAGAGGUGAGGGAGAAUCAACUACAAAGACAAGCACAAGAACUUCAACAGGAGCUUGACAAGUUAAAGGCAGAGAAAAGUUCAGAGUAUAAUGUUAAAGUGAGUAAAGAUCCAGCCCCAAUAUCACUAGGAGCCCAGCUUGCAAGGGAAAAGAGAAUGCUAAUGAGUCAUAAGAAAGGACAGAAACACCCAAGUGAAACUGCUGACAAAAAAGAAAAUGAUAACAACGGCGAGAAGAAAGUAGUGCACAAAGAUGGAAGCAGAGUGCAGUUGAAUCGACAUCUAUUCAAGGAGAUCAGUAAUCUGUCACCUUUGGUAAGGCAGAACAGUAGAAGAUAUGUAUACCCUUUGCAUAGUCCUAAUCAUUCCUGAAAUAGUACAUUUGAGAGGUUUACUGAGGUUUAGGAAUAAGAGUAAUUUCUAUGAUUAUAGGCAGACUUAUUUUGGAAGAAGGUAAGGGGUUUGAAACAGAGGAUAUGUAUACCCUUUGUGUAGUCUUUUAGCCCUGUUGCAAGGGCGGAUCCAAGGAUCCGACUCUGCCGGUUUGCCUAUGGCAAACAAUUACAGUUAGUGAUAAAGUGGUGAUAAUUGGAAAUGAGUUUUGGCUCUUUAGUACUUUUUUAUGGACUUUCUUAUGUACUAUCUAUUUCAAUGAAACAAUGACGUGUCAUUAUCAUAA